Messenger RNA from Dreissena polymorpha, 3026 nucleotides. Its product is annotated as obscurin-like. The transcript has 7 exons. Bases 605 to 1591 code for a protein of 328 amino acids. The record is from RefSeq and is a predicted model, not a curated record. Lineage: Eukaryota; Metazoa; Mollusca; Bivalvia; Myida; Dreissenidae. Gene Ontology annotation, cellular component: neuron projection membrane. Gene Ontology annotation, biological process: synapse organization.
AAUUACAACAACAUCUUGCUCAUUUUUAUAACGUGGUUACUAGAUGUGUGUCUUACAGUCGACUGUGAAACGACUUGAACUAUUCUUUGUUGUCAAGAUGCUGAUCUAACAGAACGCAAACUCACAAUUUUAAAAUUGCUUCAACGGAACGCAUGAUCUCAAAAAGGAAUAUUGGUUAACAAUGACUUAGUUUGUAAAAGCAAGUGACUCAUAAAUAAUACAAAUCCUCACGGAAGCAUGGUAAGGUCGCAAGCAGCGAGUCAUUUAGACGAACAUAAAAUUUAAUUCAAGAGGAUGAUAAACGGCAGAAGUAUGUGAAAAGUCCGUAGGUGUGAAGCGGGCUCGAGUGGAUGCGUUCAGUAGUGUUUGUAUAAAUAAAAGAAUAGUGUAACGAAUAACAUGGUAUUCGUCAACGCAUUUUUCAUUGAAACAAAUAAGUGUCUAGAUACAUACAACAAAUGUUGAAAAAAACUAUCGGUACAUUCUUGCAUUUUAAUUAUAAAAUAAGUGUGAACAUCGCAAAGCUAAAUGCUAUAAGCGUGAUAGUUGCAGUACUUAAUACCAUAGUUUUGUGAACUGUGAAUUUUUUUUGAAUGGAACAAACAUGUGCUCAGAGAUGGGAAUUGUCUACGUACCAAACAGGGUAAUGAAGAGCGUUCUUCUUACGCUUUCCAUAAUAGGAUAUUUGCAGAUAGGGGCCAGUAAUAUUCUCCAAACUGAUGACGAUAAUGGUGAACCGUAUUUUCUUAAAGCUCCAACAAACAUAACGGUUCGUGAAGGAGACUUGGCCAAAUUAAAGUGCCGAAUAGCGAAUCUUGGACCGAAAAUGGUAAACGUGGUGGUUUGGAGAAAAACAAACGACGAUUAUCCGUUGACAAUUGGGGAAAUGUCUUUCUCACAGGACGACGAAAUGUCUAUCGAUCACUCCCAGAUCACCAAAACCAGUAGUACCUGGGAUUUGCUUAUUAAGAAUGUAAAACCGCGACAUGCUGGAAUGUACGAGUGUCAAAUCAGCGCAAACCACCUAAUUGCUCACUAUGUCACACUCAAUGUAGUUGACAAAUCGGAGAUGCGACCAGGUAAACAGACCCCUAUGCUAGCCAUUGACGCGAUAAACUUUGAGACAGAACUACGAAUCAUCGGUAACGCCUACGUUAAUAUGGGGGGCGUGAUCCACCUAAUUUGCAACGCUACGGGGGCUUACCGGGCACCGGAAGCAGUUGACUGGUUUUACGACGGAAAUAGGAUUCACACCGCAGACGAGAGGUGGAAAGGCCGUGUGGAGAUUGUGAGGCACGAAUCUUUCGAAGGCAAAUACUAUGUCAGUGAAUUGAUUAUUGACAAGAGCCGACUGGAAGAUAAUGGGGAUUACGUCUGCAGGAGCUCUGAUUUGGCCGUCAAUAGCGUUAAAAUCCACAUUUUAAAUACGGAAAAAGAUAAUUUAACGAGGCGAGGGUCUGGCAAAGAUGCUCAGAGCGAAUCAAUACGGACCGAUCCAGAUAGUGGAAGUUUUCGAAUUCACACACAGGCAUUUCCGGUGAUGGCAUUCGCAAUCUUGCCGCUAGUUUGUAGAUAUAUAUUUAUAAACUAAGGUUUGAUUUCCACUAACGGGAAGUGCCUUCGAACACUACCACACCGAAGAACAUACGUAUAAUUAAUUUAAACGUAAACCAUAUUGUGUGUUGAAGGCUUAACUAUGUACUAAAUAUACACGUACAGGGAGGAAAUUGACAUUUUACGAUAUGGCAAGCGUGGUUUGUAUAGUUUAAUAAUGAAAUUAUGAUAGUAGACGUUGUGACGUACAUGACAAAAAGCACCUUAUGUUAUCGAUGAAUGGUGCACACUUGUUAACUGUGACAAUAUUGAGAUUUAUUAAAAUUACCAUGCAUAUAACACAUUUCUUAUAAAUGCGUGUAAGUGUUCCUUUGUUUCGGAAUUAUUUGUUAAAUAAUGGAGACUUAAACUGAAAAAUAGAUAAAUACUUAAAAACAAAUCACGCCUAAAAUCACAUAAUUAAAUUAUUCGAAACACUAGUUUUGUUAAAAAAGUAUGAAAUACGAGUCAAAAGUUUAUGUCGUAUACCUCAAAUCAUUUUGACGCGGAUUUAUUCUUAUUUAUGAAUAUGUUAAUGUUGUUGAAUCACUUAACAUCAUCAUUUUUUUUAAAUAUCAUCACAACUUUAGAUUUUUGUAAGCCGCAAUAUGUUUCAGGUAAUGCCAUUUACUAUUCAACUGAGGAAAAAUAAUGUAAAUAAAACUUUUUCUUAUCAUUUGAGUAGUAAAUUGGUUCAUACCAAACGUAAAAACAACGCAUGUUUGGAUAUUUUUUCUCUGAAUCUCUGCAUCUUUAGAUUGAAAUAGCCCAACAAAUUUAAACAUUGAAUCAUGAAAAUUACUUUCUAAAAUAAACGAAAACUACUCUCUGAAUGAAAAAAAGUGUUUUACCGAUUUUAGUUCGGCAUUACUGUACUGCCUACUAGCUAAAACAAUACACAAUGGUGUUAAAUAUCUUAUAUAGUAUAUAUCAAACCCCAAUGACAGCAUGUAAUCCGUUAACGAUUCAUUAAAAAAUGCGAAUACCUAUAUGUGUUGUAGUCAAAUUGUUUUGUGUUGGUUGUGCACACAAAUAAGUUUACUUUUUACGCAAAACAUAUGAUGAAUACACAAUUCUGUACGAAUAGUCAACAAGUCAAGGUUAUAUAAUAUUGCUAUGGUGAACAAUGAAAUGCAUUCUUCCUUGCUGUUAUUGAAUUUGAAUGGAAUUUCUUCACACUGUUUUUCAUCAAUCAUUACAUUCCAAAGAGGCUUACACACAGCUGUACUUUGUGUGUUCUCGCUUCUAAAAUUUUGCCAUUUGCGUUGUAUCCCAUAUCCAUUUCACAUUCUCUUUUGUCCUGAAAUUAGUGUAAUCCCAAAUAUGUGAUAAUAUGUUUUAGGUUAAAAGGUAGCCAUGUACGUGCAAGAAGUUAUUUAUUGUUAAUGUAAUAUUUUAUCAUGACCAUAGGAAUAAUAAAACAUUUAUAUUAA